Messenger RNA from Hansenula ciferrii, 2277 nucleotides. Its product is annotated as fungal specific transcription factor domain-containing protein. Bases 1 to 2277 code for a protein of 758 amino acids. The record is from RefSeq and is a predicted model, not a curated record. The transcript has a single exon. Lineage: Eukaryota; Fungi; Ascomycota; Saccharomycetes; Phaffomycetales; Wickerhamomycetaceae.
AUGGGUUUGAUAUCCAAAGACGCUAAGGCUACGUUAAAUUCGAUGAAGGAGAAAAACAUGGCAAUGAAGGAAGAAAUGAUGAAGAUAAGUCAGGAGAUGGACGCUGCUGAGCUAGGUCAACAUGAACGGUCCAAUAAAGAUCUUGUCAAUAACCCAUUGUUCAAAACAGUUCAGGAAUCAUCCACAAGUCUGACACAUUUCGGAAGCACCUCAUGGGAAGCACAAUUAUCAUCAGAGCCACUAUUCAAAGCCAUAUUGGAUGAGUCACAUAAUGUACUAGAAAAUGAAUUUAAAGCUCACCAGAGACCUGAUAAUCAAAGAUCAACUCCUGAAAGAGAAUUUGAACAUGUAUUGGAAGUUUCAAGUCUUAUACAAACAAUCAACCAUACUGCAAUUGAUGGGUCGGGAUGUCAAUUGGAGGAACAUAUUUUUAGCUCAAUGCAUCAAAUUGUUGGAAAAAUUGAAGAUUUGCUACCUGAUAUGACUAUAAUAAAACAUAUUUUAUGGUUAUAUAAAGAAUAUAAUUCCAUUGAAGCUAUAAAUUUUCAAUCAAUCAAUUUUGAAUUUUUAGAUUCCAUUGUGUGGAAUUUUCUAUCUGAAUCAAAUGAGAUAAAAGGGAAAGCAAUCAUAACUUUGAACUUUCCUAAUGAUUUCCAUAAAAUUUCAGGUUUUCUAUUAUUUUUAUCAAGCUUUUGUUGGUUAAUAUUUUGUCAAAGUUUAUCCCCAGUAACUGAUCGACAUGUUGAUUUCAAAUUAAUAACAGAAUAUGAAGAUGCUCUCUAUUUAUUGGCACAUAAUUAUCUAUCUUCAAAAAAUGAGUUGAGAUACUUAUAUACCGUGGAAGCAUUUCAAGCAAUAAUGUUAACACGGUGGUUUAGACAAUUUGUACCAAAAUCUUUAGAAGCACAAAUUGGUGGUACUCAAACUUCAGUAUUUGUUAGAAGGAAAAUUACUUUAGGUAAGAUUUUGAAUUUGAACAAAGAUAUUGAUAUUUAUUAUGCUCAUAAGUCAGAUUUUGUACGAAAGCAACUAAAAAGUCUUUGGUAUGCUAUGGUGAAUUUUGAUUCGAUUCAAUCAUUUGAAACUGGUAUCCCACCAAAAAUUACAGAUCCAAUCAUAAGGUAUAAAGACUUCAAAAAUAUAUUUACUGAAACUCCAAUUGUCGUUAAUGAAGUUUUAAAUGCUUAUCAGGAUAUAGAAUUCAUUGAUGAUACUUAUGUUUUCAUUAAACUUUUGGAAAUAAGAGUCAUCAAACCAUUGAAAGAUUUUAUAAGGAAAGAAUUUAAUGCAUUAGAAGAUGAUGUAACUUCAUUCAGAGACUUUGAUUUUGACAAUGUUUUGAACCAUGGUUUUCAUGACUACGUUCAAUAUGUUGCAUAUAGAUCUGUCGUUUUUUCAAUAAUUCAAACAUUUUAUCAAAUUUGUUAUCAAAGAUUAAAAUUCAUUAAUGAUCAAAACUCAAAGAUUUCAAAAGUCAUAUUUAUUAAAACAAUGAAGUAUUCGUUGGGAAUUAUCAGCUUAAACAAAGAAUUUUUAAUUGCCUAUAAAAGAUUAUCAUUACAUCCAAAUGGUAAUAAUUUUUAUCCUUUACCGUCUUUGAGAAUGACGUUUUAUCCAUCUAUUAGGUUAUCUCAUAGAAGAGCAACCUUAUUCAUUUAUACAAGAUUAUUAGAUCAAUUGAAAAUUAAAGACAUACCAAAAUUUGUUGAUGAUUUUUUUUACAAAUCAGAUUCCAUAUCAGAUAGUAGUGAAAUAUUACAAAAAUUUGAACAACAAGAUAUUUAUCAUGAAAAUGAUUAUACUUAUUUGGAUUAUUGUGAUAUGGAAAUUGAUGAUAAUUAUGAUGCAUUGAUUUUAAAGUUUGAUAAAUUUCAAGAUUGGAAAUUUGUAUCAUACAUAUCGGCAAGUAUAAUUCAAGAAUCUUUCAAUUGUCUUAAAGUCAACGAUCGCUUCAAUUUUGAUUUCAUUACUUACAAUUACCUUUAUUUUAUAACAUUUAAACUUUCAAAAUUUUUCUUACGUUAUGCAUAUUCAAGUUUAAAUGAAAAAAAACCCAAGUCAACAUCAACUACUAAUAAUCAGAAAGAUUCUAAAGCCGUUAAAGAGUUCAAAAAACAAUUUGAAUCAAGAAGGGACUCUUUCAAUUUCAAGACUUUUUUCCAAGAUUCUUAUAUUUAUAAAGAUUCAGAUGAUCAUAAAUUGAAUGAAUUAUUCAGCAGUUUAGAUCUACCUAUAGCGAAUGAUUCAAAGCUUUUUUUCAAAUGGUUUGAUCAAUAA